AUGAGCAAGAAGAUGCUGAAGCGUAGCCUGGCGAAAGGAAAACUUUUGCAAAUAUGUGCAAUCGUCGAAAAAUCUAUCGACGAAGACAUCAAUACAGCAGAAGUACUUGAUGAGAAGACACGGACGGAAAUGUUUGAUGAGCAGUCGUGUUACGCUCUAAGGACAAACCUUUUGAAUGAAUCUGCCAAUGAAUAUGCUGAUACCUUUCCUUACAAGGUAUCGGGCGAAUUGCCAUCUGACAAAGGCAUUCGUCAUGAAAUUGACGUAGCUCCUGGUACAAAGUAUUGUAUCAAACGGCAGUGGCGUCGCCAAAAGAAAAAGUCUGUGUAA
Plasmopara halstedii is the source of this 330-nucleotide messenger RNA. RefSeq names its product reverse transcriptase. The transcript has a single exon. The record is from RefSeq and is a predicted model, not a curated record. The coding region runs from base 1 to 330 and encodes 109 amino acids. Lineage: Eukaryota; Oomycota; Peronosporomycetes; Peronosporales; Peronosporaceae.